Meloidogyne enterolobii is the source of this 689-nucleotide messenger RNA. Lineage: Eukaryota; Metazoa; Nematoda; Chromadorea; Rhabditida; Meloidogynidae. The record is from the annotation of a GenBank genome assembly.
UGGCGAUUGGCGGUGUUGAUUGUAGAAUGCUUGAAUUUGCUUUUUAUAGUAAAACUUUAAUUAAAACUUUAAUUUUCGGUAAUAUAAUUUGUUUUCUUAACAUCUUCAUUACUUUUUUUUCAUAAAUUUUAUUCUUUAAUUAAUCUUUCUUCCAUUCAUUGUUUUUCUGUGAAUAAAUCUUCAAAUUUGAGUUUCCCAAAAACUCGGAGUUUCGCAAAAGAGUGAAACUUCCCAACAUAAUGUUAAAGGUUUUGGGGCGGUUUUCAAACAACUUUCCUUUUCCAAUAAUUGCUGAUGAAAAUCGUCAUUUGGCUACAAAAUUAGGAAUGCUUGAUCCACUCAAUUUGGAUUCUAUUUCUGGAAUACCUUUAACUGUUAGAGCCGUUUUCUUCAUUGAUCCACAAAAACGUCUUCGCCUCUCAAUUUUGUAUCCAGCAAGUACUGGACGAAAUUUCGAUGAAUUACUUCGUGUAUUAGACUCUAUGCGGCUUUCAGAUGAAUAUAUGUUGGCUACACCUGAAGGAUGGAAUAACGGUUCUCCAUGUAUGAUUGAACCAAAAGUUGGCAGUGAAGAGGCAAAUAAAUUAUAUUCUUCAAUUAAUACAUUACAACUUCCUUCCGGAAAGGGUUAUAUGCGUGUAGUAGAUCAACCAUUAAUUAAUGAAAAUAAAAAGGAAGAAAAUAAAUAA